Labeo rohita (rohu) is the source of this 1778-nucleotide messenger RNA. RefSeq names its product leptin b (gene lepb). The record is from RefSeq and is a predicted model, not a curated record. Gene Ontology annotation, cellular component: extracellular region. Gene Ontology annotation, molecular function: hormone activity. The coding region runs from base 924 to 1478 and encodes 184 amino acids. Gene Ontology annotation, biological process: signal transduction. The transcript has 2 exons. Lineage: Eukaryota; Metazoa; Chordata; Actinopteri; Cypriniformes; Cyprinidae.
AGGCAUCUGGAUAACAAGCUCAGCUUUUAAGUUUAACAAACCAAAUAGUAAGUUUUCACUUAGUACAACUUAUCAUUUCAAGUUGACUAAACUUAUUUGAGUUUACUGAACUUAAAACUUUAAGUCUGCAGGGUAACAUUAUUUUAAGUCGACUUAACAAAUUGUGUCUUUUUUUGUUUGUUUGUUUUUUACAGUGUACAUUUAUUUUCUUGAAUGUGUUUGUUUAUCUAUAAAUGACUUUAACCAUGAUGGAUGUUAUAGAAUAUUACCAACUAUUUUUUGGCUGCUUAUCUAAACAAAGACAAACAUUAGUGUGAAAACUAUGAGGUCUCAGACUUGAAACAAAAAUUGAAACCAUUUGUGUGUGUCAAGUGUUUUGAACUUAUAACAAACACUUGUAAAACUUGUCUAAAUGUAAUUUAAGAUCCAUAAUAUCAAAAACAAAACUGACACACUAGCCAUAUAACCAUUAAAAAGAGAAAAAUUUUGAACAUGGGACUCAGCUGUCAUUUAUCAAGAUGUAUUUACCACAACUUUACUGGAAGUGUCCUUACCUGGGGCCCCGGCGUCUUGGACCAGAACAUGUGGAUGGGGUCUUCUACAGGCUUAAAUGGUGGACGACAAGGGCGAACCAGACUAGACCGGUGCAGGGUGAUUCACUGGGGCAAUGAGUCAAUCAUCCACAGCUAUAAAAGGGAGAAUCCUGCUUGAGUUUCUCAAUAUGCACAUCAACACUCCAGAGGUAAGCACUCAUUCACUCAUUCACACAAACACUCUUGUCCAUCACAGUAUGACCUUUAUAACAGUGAGACUGAUAAAAAAUAUUUUUGCUAUAGCUGAAUUUUUUAAUCACACUGUACUCAACAGGUUAACUGCUGAUUUUUUUAUUUAUCUAUUACUAUCUAUUUUAUCUAUUACUGCACAUGGCUAAACAUGAAAUAUGGCAAUGUGUUUUGUUUCUUUGCAGAAAGAUGCAGUCUUCCCUGAUCUUUUGCUUCUUAAUAACAGCCCUGGUGGCCGUUAGCGUCAGCCGACCCACAGCUACGGAGGAGAGGAUCCGAAUCAUGGCCCGAACUAUCAUGACCAGAAUUAAAAAAAUCAAGGAUGAGCACUUCCAGAUGUCUCCAGAGAUUGAUAUUGGCCCUGACAUUGACACCCCCGUUGAUGGUCUCACUUCUGUCAUUGUUCACUUGAGCUACCUGCAAUUGAGGCUGCAGGUGCCACCAGCCCAGCACCUACAGCAGGUCCUAGUGGACCUGGAAAUUCUCCUAAGAACACUGGAGGGACUGGCCGUUUCACAUGGAUGCCCUGUGCCCAACCCCGAGACCCCGGUGUACAAAGAUGAAACAGCCUUCCCUGUCACCUCCAACUACCUGUACCUCCUGGAGCUCCAGAGGUACCUUGAGAAGCUCUGCCUGAAUAUGGACAAACUAAAAUGGUGCAAAGAUACGGACGUGGCUAAGACAUAUAUAUUCUGAAAUGUGUAAGCCAUGCUUCCUUACUUCUAUGCAUCACGCUCAAAAAUGCACACGCAAGGACUAGUUCUCUAAAUUAUUUAACUUAUUACACUUGAUUAGUUCUCGUUGGAAUUUUCCAUUUUUCAUGUUAGUGCUCUCUUUUAUACCACAGCUUUAUAUUUUCUAAGCUAAAUUUUUCUAUUUUAGAUUUUAGCACAUGAUGAUGUUUUAUAUUACUACAGAGCACUGAGAAAUGUAAACUUGCCGGAAGUUGUUUAUGUGUUAUUUUCAUGCCAGUUAGAUAUGAAUGCAGAAGGACUG